This is a messenger RNA of Lactuca saligna, 513 nucleotides long. The record is from the annotation of a GenBank genome assembly. Lineage: Eukaryota; Viridiplantae; Streptophyta; Magnoliopsida; Asterales; Asteraceae.
AUGGAUGUGGAAAUCAUAGUUGUGCUGAAAAAGAAACCGAUUCUGAAACCAAAAGAAGAAUCGAAGUUGGGCAAAAUCAGAAAAGAGAACUGGAGUGUGGUGUACCAGAGGAAGACUGAUCAGAAAGUUCAGAGAUGUAUAUUCUUUUUGCUAGAUAAACACGUACAUUCAACAUAUGCCUUGAACUACAUCUUGGAAUUAACCGAAGCGUGCAAAUUGAAUGAUGAUGGUGAUAAAAAAUGCUUUUACAACAUGAUCAAAUGCAUAGAACGAGAUUCUACAUACUCCGACGAUGCGUCUCUAUGCUCCUGUGUUGGAACAAUCACUCUGUUUCCGAUUAAUCAUAUUAGCAUUCGAAUCAGCGAAGGAAAUUUCGACAGCCUGAGGUAUGCAGAUAAGGAGAAUAUUAAUAAAGUAUAUGACAGUACGCGGUGGAUUUUGAGAGCUGGCGGCGGCGGAAGCCGGAUGACGCUGGAGAACCGAGAACGCAUCAGGUUCACAGUCAACAUCUGA